AUGGGCGACGUUCCUUCCUGCCCGCCUCUGACACGCUCGUCGGUCCAGACGGCCCACGAAGCGAUCAAGCAGCACAUCCAUCGCACUCCAACAAUAACAUGUGACACCAUCUCCCAUCUCGCCUCAACCCCUCAAAGUCCCGAAUCGCUCAAAGGAACGCCUUUCGCAGGCCGCACACCAUCCAAACCACGCAUCAACCUCUUCUUCAAAUGCGAGAACUACCAAAAGAUUGGCGCUUUCAAGGCGAGAGGUGCCUUCCACGCACUGAGUCGUCUGAGCAAGGAAGAGCUGAGCAAAGGCGUUGUUACGCAUAGUUCGGGCAACCACGCUCAGGCUCUUGCUCUGGCUGCUCGUACUCAUGGCAUUCCCGCCCACAUUGUCAUGCCUACCAUCAGUACACCGUCCAAGAUCGCUGCAACCAAAGGCUAUGGAGCCAAUGUCAUCUUCUCUGGUUCCACUUCCGAUGAAAGAGAGGCUGUCGUGGCCGACGUGAUACGAGACACUGGUGCUAUACUCGUGCCGCCAUACGACCACCCCAACAUCAUGCUCGGUCAAGGCACAUUGGCCCUCGAGCUGGAAGAGCAAGCUAAAGAACUGGACGAACGAGGACUGGAUGCUGUUGUAGCCCCUUGUGGUGGAGGCGGCAUGCUCUCUGGCGUUGCCACAGCUCUAUACGGUACUGGUAUCCGCGUCUUUGGUUCCGAGCCCAGCUUCGAAGGUGCCGAUGACGCGAAGCGAGGUGUCGAGUCAGGCACCCGUGUCGAAAAAGUGAAGACAUUAACCAUUGCUGAUGGUCUGAGAACACCUCUCGGUAAGAUUCCAUGGACCAUCAUCAGCGACAAAGAGAAGGUGAAGGGUAUGUACAGCGUUACCGAAGACCAGAUCAAGGCCGCUAUGCGCCUACUCUUGGAGAGAGCAAAAGUCUUUGUCGAACCGAGUGCGGCUGUACCUCUUGCCGUUGUUCUGUAUGAUGAAGACUUCAGAACUAUGGUCGAGAAAGAAGGGGGUGAACAAGGUUGGAACGUUGGUAUCGUUCUUUCCGGNGGAAACACCACCGUCGAAGCUAUCGCCAAACUCUUCCAGCCCAGCUCUGAACAGCAAGCAGAAAGACAAGAGUCAAAGCUGGGUAUGAAUGGCGAGAGAGUUGCUGAAAACGUUGCUGGCUAG
Messenger RNA from Aureobasidium vineae, 1167 nucleotides. NCBI's taxonomy places the organism in Eukaryota, Fungi, Ascomycota, Dothideomycetes, Dothideales, Saccotheciaceae. The record is from the annotation of a GenBank genome assembly.